Messenger RNA from Notodromas monacha, 2244 nucleotides. Lineage: Eukaryota; Metazoa; Arthropoda; Ostracoda; Podocopida; Cyprididae. The record is from the annotation of a GenBank genome assembly.
AUGUCUUGGUUAUUGGGAUCGCGUUUCAAAGCAACCCCUCCGGCUGAGGGUGGCGAUGGAGGAGAGGGCAUUAUGGGUCAGCCUCCAGCAGGCAGUGGCUCCCCUGGUGGUGGUGGUGGUGCUGCUGCAGUCGCAGCAGCUGCUGCUGCAAAGAAGUCUGCCAUGGAAGCGUAUACGUUUGAUUCUGGAGCUCUGGAAAGAGCUGCUCAGGCUGCCAAGGAACUGGAAAAAUCAGCUCAUGCGAAGCAGGCUCUGGAGCUGAGCAAGAUGCAGGAGUCAACGAGACAGGCAGAGCUUCAAACGAGGGCCAAAGAGUUCGAGGCGGCCAUUGAGCAAAUGAAACUGGACACGAAGCGAGUGGAGGCGGAGGAGCGGCGGAAAACGUUGGCUGAAGAGACGAAACAGCACCAACAGCGAGCCCAGUAUCAAGACCAGUUGACCAGACGACGGUAUGAGGACCAGCUGGUGCAACAGCAACGCCAACAAGAAGAACAGCUUCGGUUGCAAGAAGAAAGUGUGAAGAAGCAAGAGGCUAUGCGGAGGGCCACGCUGGAGCGUGAGUUGGAGCUGAGAGCUGAGUCGGAUUCUAGGAGGGCCAAGGCUGAGCAGGAGGCGAAGGGCAAGGUGGCCAGGGCCAAUCAUGAUCUUACCAUGAGUGAGAUCAAAUUGCAGGCGGAAGAGCGAAGAAAAACCAUUCUGGAGUCGAUCUCAACGGCGUCGUCUGCAUUCGGCGCCGGUUUCCAGUCCUUUGUCUCCGACUGGGACAAGGUGAUGACUGCCGCCGCCGGAGUGUCGGUCCUAGCGUUCGGCGUGUACGCUGCUCGCAUGGGCACGGGCGUCGCUGGCCGGUUUGUCGAGUCUCGCCUCGGGAAGCCGUCGCUGGUGCGGGACACGUCCCGGCUGUCCCUGACGGACGCCAUCCGUCAUCCCGUGCUGACUGCGCGUCAACGACUCGUGCCGCGGAUAGCGUUUUGGCGCAAGUCGUGGGGUGCCCAAGAUGCCCUAUCUGGAGUCGUACUUGAGCCGCGGUUGGAGGAGCGUUUGAGGGACAUCGCAAUUGCCACUCGGAACACGAAGCAGAACCGUGGCGUUUACCGGAAUGUGCUGAUGCACGGACCCCCGGGCACGGGCAAGACCCUGUUUGCCAAAAAGUUGGCGGCGCAUUCGAGCAUGGACUUCGCCAUCCUGACUGGCGGCGAUGUGGCGCCGAUGGGCCGAGACGGCGUCACUGCCAUCCACAAGGUCUUUGACUGGGCCUCCACGUCCCGACGAGGUCUCAUCCUCUUCGUCGACGAAGCUGAUGCGUUUUUGCGCAAGCGGAGUUCCGAACACAUAUCGGAGGAUUUGCGAGCCGCGUUGAAUGCUUUCUUGUACCGCACCGGCGACCAAAGUGACAAGUUCAUGUUGGUGCUGGCGUCGAACACCCCGGAACAGUUUGACUGGGCUGUCAACGAUCGACUGGACGAGAUGGUGGAGUUCUCGUUGCCGGGACGAGAUGAACGGGAGCGACUCGUGCGACUUUACUUCGACAAGUUUAUUUUACAGCCGGCAACCGGCGGUGGAGGGUCUUCGGCCAAGCGCCGCCUCAAGAUUGACCAGUUUGACUACGGCGCCCUCUGCUCCAAAGUGGCGGACGCGACUCAGGGCAUGAGCGGUCGAGAGAUUGCCAAAUUGGCGGUCGCCUGGCAGGCGUCGGCCUACGCGAGCGAAAGCGGUGUACUAACGGAGGAGAUGAUCAUGAACAAGGCGAGUAUCGAAUUUGUGAAUGAUGCCGCCCAGCAGCACAAGCAAAAGGUGUUCUGGAGAGACGACAGGGAGAAGGCAGAGUUCAAGUCCCUUCGAUACCGAUCGCCAGGUCUUUCAGCAGCAGAAGCAGCGACAACACCCGCGCCGGUCACUGCCUGAGGGCAAGAACUCGGCUAAAAGAAAAACAAAAAUUGAAACAAAGGAAAAGACGUAGUGAGUUUUGCGUUGACGAAACUUCGGCAUUACUGUGGCUUUCGUUUCUGUGGAGAAAAUUUCCUGACGUUGCCGAGGAAAUGGUCGUGUUUUGUUGCAAUCGGGGAUGAUGUGUUCCGUCGAUUUGGGGGAUAUUGUUUCCUGCCCUGUUGUUGGUUGCUUUGUGAGCGCUUCCGCCGAAAAGCUCAUGUUUUUCUUUCCCACGAAAGAGCGGAUUUCUGCGAAGUGCUUGUGAUUCAUACAUUGGGGAGGAGGCGAGAACAAAGAAGACCUUCUUGCCAGAAA